GCCACCCAGAGAUAACACGGGAAUUUCCUAUAAGGACUUUUCUAUUUGUAGGCCGUGACGAGCCCCGCACCACACACCCACCACCACCAACCUCAGCACACCAAAGGAGAGGAGGAGGAGCAGCAGGACAGCCAUGGCUUCGUCAGUGGCCGCCGCGGCGAGCACAUUCCUGGGCACCCGCCUGUCGGACCCGGCGCCGCAGAACGGGCGCAUCGUGGCCCGGUUCGGCUUCGGAAAGCCGAAAAAGGCUGCUGCCCCCAAGAAGGUGUCCAAGAUCUCCUCUGACCGGCCGCUGUGGUUCCCCGGCGCCGUGGCGCCCGACUACCUCGACGGCACGCUGGUCGGCGACUACGGCUUCGACCCCUUCGGGCUCGGGAAGCCCGUGGAGUACCUGCAGUUCGAUUUGGACUCGCUGGACCAGAACCUGGCCAAGAAUGAGCCCGGCGUCGUCAUCGGCACCCGCUUCGAGUCCUCCGACGUCAAAUCCACCCCGUUGCAGCCCUACAGCGAGGUGUUCGGCCUCCAGCGGUUCCGCGAGUGCGAGCUCAUCCACGGCCGCUGGGCCAUGCUCGCCACCCUCGGCGCCCUCUCCGUCGAGUGGCUCACCGGCGUCACCUGGCAGGACGCCGGCAAGGUGGAGCUGGUGGACGGGUCCUCGUACCUGGGCCAGCCGCUGCCGUUCUCCAUCUCGACGCUCAUCUGGAUCGAGGUGCUGGUGAUCGGCUACAUCGAGUUCCAGCGCAACGCCGAGCUCGACCCGGAGAAGAGGCUGUACCCCGGCGGCUCCUACUUCGACCCGCUCGGCCUGGCGGCCGACCCGGAGAAGAAGGAGCGGCUGCAGCUGGCGGAGAUCAAGCACGCGCGCCUCGCCAUGGUCGCCUUCCUCGGAUUCGCCGUGCAGGCCGCCGCCACCGGCAAGGGGCCGCUCAACAACUGGGCCACCCACCUGAGCGACCCGCUCCACACCACCAUCUUCGACACGUUCGGAGCAUCCUCUUAAGCCCGCCAUUAAUUGCUCCGCCCUGUUCGUCGAUCGAAACGUGUUCUUAUAAAUUAACUAUGAUCUCUAUGAGCCUGGAGAGAUGGAUGGAUGAACCCGUCGUGCGUGGUUUCAUUUUGUGAUGAGUGAGAGAGAGAGAGUGUAUGAGGGUUGGGGGCAGGACGAUCGAUCCUUUGCUAAUGGAGAUCUCGUUAAUUAGGAGAGCUGCAGCAGGGACUUGGUGAUUUGUAAUAUAUGAACCAGUGAUGAAUUAAUGCAUCAUUCACUUGUACACAUCUAUCUUGAGGUGACCCAGGAUAUAAGAUGCGCCAUGGUUAGUUUUGUUA
Sorghum bicolor (sorghum) is the source of this 1326-nucleotide messenger RNA. Its product is annotated as chlorophyll a-b binding protein CP29.2, chloroplastic. Gene Ontology annotation, biological process: photosynthesis, light harvesting in photosystem I; response to light stimulus. The transcript has 2 exons. Lineage: Eukaryota; Viridiplantae; Streptophyta; Magnoliopsida; Poales; Poaceae. The coding region runs from base 134 to 1000 and encodes 288 amino acids. Gene Ontology annotation, cellular component: plastoglobule; chloroplast thylakoid membrane; chloroplast envelope. The record is from RefSeq and is a predicted model, not a curated record.